Molecule: messenger RNA, 927 nt
Organism: Capronia epimyces CBS 606.96
Lineage: Eukaryota; Fungi; Ascomycota; Eurotiomycetes; Chaetothyriales; Herpotrichiellaceae
Exons: 2
Coding region: 1-927 (308 amino acids)
Source: RefSeq, a predicted model, not a curated record
AUGUCAAAUCUGUUCGACACGGCAUGGGCACUUUCGGAGAAAAUCGUGCUCUUGACCAAUAUCAUCCAGGACGCCGGACACGAUGUCCCUUCCUUGCUACUUCAGAGCAUGGCCGAGCGCAAUAUACAACCAAGGUGGAAUGAAAUCGCCUUGCCAGCAGGCCGAUCACUUAGUGCCUGCCAAAAGAUCUAUCAUGAGAUGCUUCACAUGCCCCUGCAGCCGCAUCGCUCUUUCUCUGCGAUCGUUCCUGCUUAUGCUCCUCAGCCUCUCAUUCCGAGUCUAGCUCAAGUAAGAGCUGUGUCUGAGCACGAGUUGCAGCCUCCGACGCACCGCUCAAUCCAGCCUCGCCCUCCCCAGGGGACGGAUUCGCCGAUGCCUCCUACCACGAAUGGAGAAGCGUUCACCAUCUUGCGCCCGUUCGCGCCCGAGCCAGGCGUUGAAAGACGGAAGAAGCGCGGUCGUCCGACAAAGGAAGAGGCUGAAGAGCGCGACAGGAGACUGGCCGCGGCUGGUCAGACGUAUGAGCCAAAGAGACGAUCGGCCAAGAAGGCCAGGCUUUCCGGCACACCUGGCUCGCUGUCCGAACCGCGCCCUGGAACCUCCCCAGGACUACCAACCGCCAUGUCGCCGCGUGCUGAACACAUUCAAGAGGCCUCAAGCGAGAAGCAACGCCCAAGACAGGCGACAAAGCAAGAGGAAUCUCCUGAGCAUGCCGCCGCUCUAUCUCCUCUAGACGAUUCUGGCAAUGAAAGGAGCACCGAUGCCGCUCAAAGCCCUUCUGACCGUCUGCUACUUAGAUCCGGCGAACGCGCUCAAACAACGGCCACUGUAUCUCGGCACAUGGUGGAGGCGCAAAGUCCUAGCAUUGAUCAAAAAGAUCCAGAGCAGAAGCACGGGGAUCAACCAGCCGGCCCUUCAUGCACCUAG